AUGGACUCUAGGGACAACCGCACAGAGGGCAGAUGUUUCCCCUCAAAAUACGUUAUGCGACCGGUGUGCACAUCAGUUGAGGGGCGCGCGCCACGCCACGACCGACAUGUACCGCGACACGAGAAGUGUCGCGGGGCGGGCGGGUCGCGGGGCGGGGAGGUGCAUCGGGGGUCGCGGGUGGCAGGGGUGGCAGGGGUGUGCGGUGGCAGCGGCGGCGGCGGCGGUGGCAGUCGUGGCGUGGGUGGCGAGCGGUCGCCGCGGCGGCGUGGGUGGCGAUUACGCGGCGGGCCACUCCUUGCUAAAGUCCUGCGCGGCGAAGUGUUUGGGCGCGUGGUGCGGCACCGCGUGCACACCUGGCGGCUGCGCGCCGCCCGCGGCGCCGUGGUACUCGCCGCCGUACGCCCGCGACCCGCCGUACGACGAGCCCUACCACCCGGGCGCACACGUUACGACCGCGCCCGCAGCGCCGCGCGCCCCGGCACGCGAGCCGAGUGGGCCACGGCGCCCGUUUCAAUGAGGAACGUUCGCGGCGAGCGACGCUUUCGUAAUUGGAACGCGGGCGUCUCGCGUGCCGGGGGUGUCCCGCGACGGUGCGGGGCCGCGCGGCGAGCGCCCGGCCGGAGCCUCGCCGGGGCCGCGUUACGGGGCAUGUACGUGAAGGGUGACGUCACGCGGCAACGCGGCCCCCGCCAUCGGAGGUGGGUGGCGUGCGAGCGCGAGAGGCCGAGGCGCCGGCUCCGGUGCGCCCGCGCGCGCCUCAUGAGGGAUCGAAAUGAGGCCACAGCUUUUGUUAGGUCAAUC
Molecule: messenger RNA, 801 nt
Organism: Iphiclides podalirius (scarce swallowtail)
Lineage: Eukaryota; Metazoa; Arthropoda; Insecta; Lepidoptera; Papilionidae
Source: the annotation of a GenBank genome assembly